AAUCAAGAAAGAAUAAUUCCUACAAAAAAUGGCCCAAUCUGUGACUCCACAAGACGCUCUGGGGACGACAUCGACGGUGUUCCCCCGAUCCCACGAGCGCAUAGCCAACCCCAAAGACACCCCCUAUUUCAUCGACAAUGAAUUCCGCCUGUCCAGCGCCGGCGAAAAGAUUGAUGUGCACGAUCCCGCCACCAACAACCUCGUCACUCGCGUUCCGCAGAUGACCCGCGACGAGCUGACAGAAGCGGUCGCCAGCGCCCAGCGCGCAUUCCCCGCAUGGCAGCGCACCUCGGCUAUUGCCCGCCAGCAGAUCAUGUUCCGGUACGUGGCCUUGAUUCGGGAGAAUUGGGACCGUCUGGCGGCCAUGAUCACUCUGGAGCAGGGCAAGACGCUGGCGGACGCGAAGGGGGAUGUCCUCCGUGGCCUGCAAGUGGCCGAGGCGGCGUGUGCGGGGCCCGAAUACAUGAAGGGCGAGGUGUUGGAGGUCGCCAGGGACAUGGAGACGCGGACGUACCGUGAGGCUUUGGGAGUGGUUGCUGCCAUCUGUCCGUUUAACUUCCCCGCUAUGAUUCCCUUAUGGUGCAUCCCCAUCGCCACCAUCACCGGCAACACGCUUGUACUGAAACCGUCCGAGCGGGACCCGGGCGCCGCCAUGAUCCUCGUGGAAUUAGCCGCGCAGGCAGGCUUCCCCAAGGGCGUGAUCAACGUCGUGCACGGAACCCACGACACGGUGAACUUCCUACUCGAUGCACCCGAGAUCAAGGCGAUCAGCUUCGUCGGCAGCAACAAGGCGGGAGAAUACAUCUUUGCGCGGGGCUCCGCGAACGGGAAGCGCGUACAGGCCAAUCUAGGCGCAAAGAACCACGCGCUGGUCAUGCCCGACUGCGACAAGGACUCGACAUUGGAUGCCAUCAUCAGUGCUGCUUUUGGCGCUGCCGGACAGCGUUGCAUGGCCCUGUCUGUAGCCCUGUUUGCUGGAGAAACGAAACACUGGCUGCCCGAACUCGUCGAGCGUGCCAAAGCGCUCCGCGUGGACGGCGGCUUCGAAGAUGGCGCGGACCUAGGCCCGGUGGUGACGCCGCAGAGCAAGGCGCGUAUUGAGACACUGAUUGCCAGUGCCGAGGCCGAAAAAGCCACCAUCCUCCUGGAUGGCCGCGGGUAUAAGCCCAAGUCCUAUCCCGAUGGCAACUGGGUGGGCCCGACGGUCAUCACCGACGUGCGUCCCUCGAUGCAAUGCUACCGCGAAGAGGUAUUCGGGCCGGUGCUGGUUUGCCUGAAUGUGGAUUCCCUGGACGAGGGGAUUGAUUUGAUCAACCAGAAUGAGUACGGGAAUGGCACGGCGGUGUUCACGUCCUCCGGGGCGGUGGCAGAGCGAUUCCGCAAGAACAUCGAGGCCGGGCAGGUUGGAAUCAACGUUCCGAUCCCGGUCCCCCUGCCUAUGUUUUCCUUCACUGGUAACAAGAGGAGUGUUGCAGGAGGUGGUGCUAGUACUUUCUACGGACGCCCGGGCGUCAACUUCUAUACCCAGCUGAAGACGGUCACGUCUAAGUGGGCGAGCAGAGAUGCUCCUGCUGCGAAGACGGGAUUGGCCAUGCCUACGAAUCAGUAG
Aspergillus campestris IBT 28561 is the source of this 1609-nucleotide messenger RNA. Its product is annotated as CoA-acylating methylmalonate-semialdehyde dehydrogenase. Lineage: Eukaryota; Fungi; Ascomycota; Eurotiomycetes; Eurotiales; Aspergillaceae. The coding region runs from base 29 to 1609 and encodes 526 amino acids. Gene Ontology annotation, biological process: L-valine catabolic process; thymine catabolic process. Gene Ontology annotation, molecular function: methylmalonate-semialdehyde dehydrogenase (acylating, NAD+) activity; malonate-semialdehyde dehydrogenase (acetylating, [NAD(P)+]) activity. Gene Ontology annotation, cellular component: mitochondrion. The transcript is spliced from 2 exons. The record is from RefSeq and is a predicted model, not a curated record.